AUGAGAGCACUGGAACGCAUGGAGAGGGAGAGCAGUGAACGCGUGAGGCCGCCUUAUGAGCUGGGCUGCUGUUUUGAGGGCACCACAGGCUUGGCGGGCGCGGCGCGGCUCAGCGGGGGUCCGAAUGGAGCCGGAGCCCGAAUUAAUGGCGCCGCCGCUACGGGGAAAGAGGACGGGGCGUCGGAGGCCCUCGCGGCAGCCCCGGAGGAGGCGGCCGAGAGCCGUUCGGAGGAAGAUCUGGAGGCGGCUAUGGCGGUGGAGGAGGAGAGACAGGACGAAGGAGUAAAGGGGGACGGUGGAUGGGUAGGGGAGCCCCUCCCGCCGGUGCUGGGCGGCUCUCAGCCCCAGGAAGAGGCAGGCGACGCCCUGAGCCUAGGAGAAAGCAGCGAAAGCGACGACAGUGGAGGGGGCAGCUGCAGCGAUUACGGGGACCAGGACAAGCCGGGAACGGCCCUGCAGCGGCUGGUGCCAGAAGGGGACGUGCGUUUCCCGGAUACCUUCCAGACAAACAAUCUCCUGUUCUAUGAGCGAUUCAAAGCGUACCAAGACUACAUGUUGGCUGACUGUAAAGCCUCGGAGGUGAAAGAAUUCACAGCCGAGUACUUGGAAAAGGUCCUCGAGCCAUGCGGGUGGCAGGCAAUCUGGCGUACCAACGUAUUUGAGGUUCUGGUGGAGGUGGUUGACAUGGAGUACUCUUCUCUGAAGGCCGUGGUGCGGCUCGGCGACCCUUUCUUGUGCGAGAACAAAGGGGGUGCCUUCACUUUGGAGUGCUUGCAGGAAUUGCUGGCCCUCAAGGGGCAUCAACUGCCAUUGCAGGAGCUGUGGGUCGUGUUCGAUGAAUCGGGGGGGUUUGACCAGACGGCCCUCGCUGUUGAGCACGUCAGGUUUUUCUACCAGCACAUUUGGCGGAGCUGGGACGAAGAGGACGACGACGACUUUGAUUACUUUGUCAGAUGUGUCGAGCCUCGCCUCCGGUUGUACUACGACAUCUUGGAAGACCGUGUCCCUUCUGCCCUCGUCGCAGACUACCACAGCCUUCUGUCCCAGUGCGAAGAGGUUUACCGCACGUUCCUGGACCUCCGGAACAGCCUCUCGGGCAGCGAUUCUGAGUCCGAAGUGGAAAGCAUCUCCGUGGUGGAAGGGGUGAAGCUCUACGACAGGAUAGACCGCUUGAAACAAAAGCUGAAGCUCAUUGAAAAUCCUCUCCUGAGGUAUGUGUUCGGCUAUCAAAAGCGUGCCGGUCUUCAGCCAAAAGGAAUCCGGCCGGCCGGCACCACCAUCACACACGUCGUGUCUGCCACCAUGAUGUCCAGCCUCUUGGCCUGUCUCCUCAGGGAGAAGCUUUCUCCAGCCUCUUGUAAUGAAGAAAUAGAAAUACAGUUUCACAGCGAUCCACUGUCUGCCAUGAAUGCUUGUUACAAAGGGGACAGGAUCAUCAUUUGUCCCGGUCACUAUUUAGUUGACGGAACGUUGUACGUUGCGGAUUCUGUCGAACUGGAAGGCUAUGGCCUCCCGGACGAUGUUGUGAUAGAGAAGCGAGGGAAAGGAGACGCUUUCGUUGAAUGCACGGGAGCGGACGUGAAGAUCUCCAGCGUGAAGCUAAUCCAGCACGAUGCGGUGGAAGGCAUCUUAAGCGUUCACCAAGGGAAAACCAUGCUUGAGAACUGCGUCUUGCAGUGUGAGACAACAGGGGUAGCUGUUCGAACUUCGGCUGAGCUUGUGAUGAAAAAUUCGGAUUUAUACGGGGCUAAGGGUGCCGGUGUAGAAAUUUAUCCAGGGAGCACGUGUACCUUGAUGGGGAACGGCGUACACCAUUGCAAAGAGGGAAUCCUCAUAAAAGACUUCUUGGAAGAACAUUAUGAGGUUCCCAAGAUCACCCUGGUGAACAAUGUGAUUCAUAAUAAUGAAGGAUAUGGGGUCGUCUUGGUGAAGCCCGCUGUCUCGUCUGAUGCAACAGAAGGCACUCCGGCAAACUCUGAAGGAAAGACCGACGAUGUCCAGGCCUCUGGCGAAGUCGCCGGCAUAGUGGGUGAGCAAUUACACCAACGGGCAAGUGGGGGAUUAGACUUCUACGCAGGAGGGGACGCCUCGGAGCACGCAAAGGGCAAUUCCGAAAUCGCAAACGAACUUUCGGCCGCGUCUCUGAAGAAGAAGCAGCUGUGCAAGAAAAGGCUGAGUCACCUGGGCAUCACGGAGGCGGACGACAACUUGAUGUCUCAGGAAGUGUUUGUGUCCAUCGUGGGCAACCAGUUCAGGCGAAACGGGAAAGGCAGCUUUGGCACGUUUCUUUAUUGACUUCCGGGAACAGCCCUAAGAGCAUCUGUCUUAUUCCAGAGGACUUAAGAGAAUCCCAGCGG
This is a messenger RNA of Gekko japonicus, 2357 nucleotides long. It is a transcript of the gene SHCBP1, whose product is annotated as SHC SH2-domain binding protein 1. Lineage: Eukaryota; Metazoa; Chordata; Lepidosauria; Squamata; Gekkonidae. The transcript is spliced from 15 exons. Gene Ontology annotation, biological process: fibroblast growth factor receptor signaling pathway. The record is from RefSeq and is a predicted model, not a curated record. Bases 1 to 2295 code for a protein of 764 amino acids.